Messenger RNA from Amborella trichopoda, 3854 nucleotides. RefSeq lists its product as hypothetical. The record is from RefSeq and is a predicted model, not a curated record. Lineage: Eukaryota; Viridiplantae; Streptophyta; Magnoliopsida; Amborellales; Amborellaceae.
UUGUCAUAUGAAUUCAUUUUUUCUGCAUAUUAAUUUCUCAUAUACCUGGAAUUUCAUGAUUUUGUCUCUGUUUUAUGUUUUCAAAGAAUAUGUUUCCAAAGAAUUAAUCAGAGGGUUUUUUUUGAAGAAUUUCACAGAAAUAGGUUCGAAAUAACAACACAUGCAAUUUUUCUCCAAAUUCUGUUUACUUUCAAUGGAAUUUACUGGAUCUUGAAGCAGAAGUACCUUAAAUACAAAUUAUCAGAAAAAAACAAACAAUGCCAAAGAUAAGGGAUAACAAUAACAAAAUUGUCUUAUAACACAGGUAUUUUGAUUAGUAAUUUAAUUGAUAAUUUGAUACCUUCACCAGCGUUGUGCUUUAGUUGCUAAAUUACCAUCUUUUUAAUUUUUAAUACCAUGGGGAAAUGCUUGUUUUUAUGAUCGGAUGCAAGGAGCCGUGCAAUAUGAGUUCAGUGAAUAAAUUAUAGGUUUUGUCAUUAUGUUUUCACUGUCAAAUUGUCAUUUGCUUUGUUAAAAAGUUAUUGAUUGCACAUUGUUCAUCUGUGAUUACUGUGGUUUCUUUUUUCUUUUUUUGUUAGUUAUACACACUGUGAUUAUUUGCAUGCAUUUAAUUGUCUUGACACAAACACAUUCAAUUAGCAUGAGAUCGUCGGCACUCAAAAAUUUUUAACAUCUAAUGGGAUCAUAACAUUCACCAUCUGGCAUAUUAAAAAAGCAAACAAAAGAGUUAUGAGGGAAUGAGCAUGUCAAAUGAUCAGGCAAGACAGAAAUGAACACAAAAAAGCAAUUGAAGUCUUCAGUAAUGUGGUCGGUGAGAUGUAGUGUAGGAGAUGUUGAUUUUGUGAGCACCUUCACAUUUUUCCUUCGGCUAAUUACACGACAUGAGUAGGCAAGAUUCAUUCGACCACGUACUCAAGUCUUUAUAAUGUGGUUAUUGAGAUAUUGAAUAGUUGAUUUUGUAAGCACAUCAAUCGAUUCUUCUUUGGCUAUAGUGUAGAACAACUUUUUUAUUUUCUUUAUAAUGUAAUUGGUUGGGUCAUAUUAAGAGUAGAUUUUCGGCCAUGAAAAUAGGAAUGCUGGGAAUAAGCACACAAGCGGGCCAUUUCCAUGGCAGCUCAGGGACUAAUGGACAACAACUUUGUGAAGGAAACUGGACAAGGACAUAAGUUUCUGAGGAGGGAAUUUGUGUUAGGUCUACCUGCAGAUGUUCAUAAUAAUCCAGUAAAGGCAACACCUUCCACCAAGCUUACUGGUGCCUCGGCUGGAGGGGACAUUGGACUCGUCGAAACACCUGGUUCCCAUGAUGGUGUUAAAAGCUUUAGAUUUUAUGGUGAUGGGGACCUGCUGGUUGGUAGGAAAGUUAGUAAGAAAUUUGGGGGUGCAACAUUUAUGGGGAAAGUUCUUUCUUUUGAUUCUAUCUACGAUUGGUACAAGGUACAGUAUGAAGAUGGUGAUGAGGAAGAUUUGGAGUGGUCUGAACUCGAACCUAUUAUGGUGAAAUCCACCAAGUCUAGGAAUCGUCGAUCACUCUUUUCUCUUACACGGGCAAAGAGAGCAAGUUCGUCUGACUCUGAAGCAUCACAAUCAACAAAUGGAAUUAAUGGAAUAAGUUCAGAGAAGGACCAGUCUUUCCCAGAUUAUAGAGAAAUUGAAGAACAUAAGUUGCCCACUGAUGAUCAAACCUUUUCCUCUCCAAUAUAUGAUGAUAGUAUUUCCAGUCCGGCCAUGGCUGCCAAGAAAAGAGCUGCAGAAACGAAACGUAAAAGAAUGCAAAGAAUUAGAGAAGAGAAAGCCAUUGUCAGCUCAAGAAUAUCGUGUUAUGAAGGAAACAAGAACACAUUAUCGACUGGCACAGGGCAUGAGAGGUUUAAAACCAAUGAUGGUUCAGAGUGUAGCAGUUCUAGAAAUGCACUGCUGCAUAAAAGAGGACUGAGCCUUGUUGGGCGGAAGAUAAGAAGAGACUUCUGUGGGCAGUCUUAUGAUGGUUAUAUCAUUGACUAUGAUUGUAUAACAAGCUUUUAUACGGUACGAUAUGAAGAUGGUGACUUGGAGAAACUCAAAUGGAGUGAACUAGAAUCAGCAAUCAUACCCAACGAGCAAAAAUGCUUCCUAUCCAAAAAUGCUAUUUGUGCUUGGAGACAAGCUGAAUUUGUGAAAGUAAUAAGUGAAACAACAUCAGACACUGCUGCUAAACAUGCUUUGCUUUCGCAUGAUGGUGAUGCCAACUCAAAUGACCUACAGAAGCCCAUCAGCUUCUUAGGGGAAGAAAGUGAUCAUGGGUCACAAGUUAAAGAUUUGUUUAUUGAACCUGCAAGAACACCAUGCGAGUCUGCUCAUAUCACAUCUUCCCCUUGUGCGCUGGCUGCAGUUUGUUUUGCUUCACUUGCAGAUGCUGAAAAUAUUGAAUAUUUCUGUUGGGGAGAGGUGUCUGGAUUUGACAAAUCAAACUGUCCAAGGCUCCAAGCUGAAGAAUUGCUGCCUACUUGCUUGCCUAUACUUCAGCUAGCAGCAAGCCAACACCAUCUUGUGGCAAUCACAGGUUCAGGUCAAGUUUGGUUAUGGAGAAAUCGGCACGAUAGUAUGCAUAUCCAUUGCAAUGAGUGGGAACAUAUUUCAUGUUUAGAAGAGAAGCAGGUGGUUUUGGUGGAUAUUGCGGGACCAGACCUUGAUCGAAUCUCUUGUGGAUAUGAACUCGACCAAAAUGACCAGAUUUCAGAUUCUUUUUAUCUAGUUGCAGUUGGAGCUGAUGGAGACGAUUACAUUCUUCAUGGGUCCCAGCCCCAUGAACCUGUUCAAACUUGUAACCUAAAUGAUGAACCGAAAUUCUGUAGCCUAUAUUCCUGUCUCACGCAAAAACUCAUGAUGCAAGAGGCAGUUGGUAAGGUUGUGCAGAUCAGUGUAGGCAUGGUGAUGGAACCAGAUGAGUCACCCUUUAUUGGUUAUAUCACUGACAUGGAUCGCAUUUAUAUCCGGUCCGCUACAAACAACUACAUGGAAGAUGUCAAUUUGGUUACUGGUUACACUGGCAGGCCAAUAAAAAUUCAGUGUGGCAGAGCAUAUCAUGCAAUAAUAUUGACAGAUGAUGGCCAUGCUUGGUUAUGGGGCAAUGGUUGCUUUAACUAUAUGGAAUCAAUAAGUCAUUUUGGGUUUGUAAGUUCUACUUGUCAACCUGCUCUGGGAACCCUGGUUGGGCAAAAGGUUAUAGAUGUCGGGUGCUAUGGGAGUGACUUCAUUGCUCUUACAAGUGAUGGGAAUGUGCAUCAAUGGACCCAUGGUAUGACUAACCCUGCUUCUGGGGUUUAUAAUGUUCCCAUUAUUCCUCUUGAAAGCCGACGCCCAUCUAUACCUCAUGAUGAGAAGUUGGUACAAGUAUCUAUUGGGGUUGGAAUGUGUGCUGGUAUAACUGAUGGUGGUAGAGUGCACACUUGGAGAACAGCCAUGAAAGGUGGAUUGGCAAAUAAAGCUCUCACUCCUCUUGGCAGGGAAGAAGAUCAGAAAGAUACUUGUAUGCAUUCUCUAGGCAAUCACAGAGCAGAAAGAGUAAUCGCUGAAGAAGGUUCCCUCAUUAUAAUUGCUCGAAAGAGGUCCAGAAGGCGCUUAUUCAGAAGAACCAAAUAGUGUUGGUCCCUGUAUGAAGCUCUUGAGUUCCCACAACUGCUCUAAUUUCCGUCAUCUUUUGUUAUUAUCGCCCUGUACAUGGUAACCUUAUAAAGAAAAAAGAAGGAAAACAAAAAUAUUUUGGUAGUACCUUCAUUUUUGGAUUUUGCAGCUCUCUGGUUAUUCAUUGUUGAAUUCUGGCAAUAACACAUGUAUGGCAACUACUACCAUCAAAAUAUAGUAGUAUUUUAUAAGUC